GUAUGAGUAAUCCGGAAUAUCUAUCCGAUGAUAUUUUGGAUGAGGAGUUUUUGAAAAUCUUCGAAAACAUCAGGCGAUUUCAACUCUUCCUCGGCUGUUGUCGGGUUGACGCGCGAGAUCGCUUUGUAACCGAACCCACUAUAAACCAAAAAGUGUAUACUAUAGCUAUAAUUAUAUUUGUAAUUUAUGGAUAUUAUGAUAUAGCUCAAUAUAAUUCGACUAUUGAUAUACAGUUAUUGGAUAGAUUAUUUUUCACUAGUUUUCUAAUUAAUAACGUAUUGAUUUACGCAAUGGGUGUUAUUCAUGUUCGAUUUCUGAACAACAAAAAGAACGCAGAUCUUUACAUCAAAUUGUGCAAAUUGAGUCGCUUAUUCAAACCCAAUUACAAGAUGACUGUGCAGAAACUGAUUUACUCUAACGAUAAGCGCGUCUUAACGUUAUAUUCGCUGGGUAUUGGUAUGUUGUUCAUAGUUAUUGUGAUAGGACAACGAUUUGUGCUGUCAAGCUUAGCAAUAUUGAUUGUACAGUCAAGUAUGCAUAUGGAAAUAUUUCACUGCUCCAAUAUUAUGGUCUUUUUUGGGUUUCAUAUGCGUUUAGUAUACUAUAUGAUAACACAUCAUUUGAACCGUUAUGAAAUCUAUGUUGAUAUAAAAGAUGUACCUUUGAUGAGCGAGGUUCGAAUGAGGGAAGUGUUGGGUCCUGUUGGUGACACAGACUUCGUUGAUUUCCCCCUGGAAGUCUUUGGGGAGACUAAUGGGACUAUUAUAGUUGUAUCAACAGCUUUAUUGGAUCUAAUGGGUAUAUUUUUCUUCUGUUUUCACGCAGAAGUGUUUCAGAGAGAAGUUACAAGAGUCAAGCAGUCAUCAAUUAAUAUUAUGUCCGUUUAUCCUAACGGGCCUUUAAGAAAGAAGGCGCAGAAGAUAUUCAAGCUGAUAGAAAACUCACCGCCCCGCUUCUCUGUGUACGGCAUGUGGCAGAUAUCGGCUCACACGUUUAUACAACUCUGUACCCUUAUGACAUGGCUACUUGUGACCUUGCUACAAUUUACAUUCCUAUAG
Molecule: messenger RNA, 1058 nt
Organism: Plodia interpunctella (Indianmeal moth)
Lineage: Eukaryota; Metazoa; Arthropoda; Insecta; Lepidoptera; Pyralidae
Exons: 3
Coding region: 3-1058 (351 amino acids)
Source: RefSeq, a predicted model, not a curated record